This is a messenger RNA of Mandrillus leucophaeus (drill), 4102 nucleotides long. RefSeq names its product polypeptide N-acetylgalactosaminyltransferase 5 (gene GALNT5). Lineage: Eukaryota; Metazoa; Chordata; Mammalia; Primates; Cercopithecidae. The record is from RefSeq and is a predicted model, not a curated record. The transcript is spliced from 10 exons. The coding region runs from base 536 to 3358 and encodes 940 amino acids. Gene Ontology annotation, cellular component: Golgi apparatus.
UGCCCUUAAAACACACACGCUCUCACAUAACACAGAAGGUGAGAGCUGAAUGAAGUUUUCUGGGUAAUGGCAUGAAAUGUUUUCCUUAUGAGAAGUGGUGUUGAGUUACAGCGUGCAGACGGAGAACGGGGAGGAGAGAAACAGCAGCCUCAGUCUGGCCCCCACCUUUUCUUGGGCUUGUAGGAAGGUGGACAUGGGCUCCCGGAGACAAGACAAGUAAUACGUUGAACUGUUCGGUGGCUGGAAUCAACUUUUCCUGGAGUAACCUAAGGCCAGUGUUUACCAGAACUUAGCUAGGGCCAACCAAGCAGGCACAGAUGCUCUGCUAUGAAAUGCCACGCAGGCAGAGACUGACAAGCGGUAGGAGCUGAGCUUUCCCCUUGGACUGCUGCUUCCUGCUGUGUUCAGGGGAGGGGGUCACUUUCUGGCAACUCUGCUGCUGCUGCUGCUGCUGCUGCUGCUGCUACUUCAACUCCCUCUCCACUCAAGGUAAGCAGGCUAAGGGAGGGCAGGCUGCUAGGGAAAGCUUUGUACCAUGAACAGGAUCCGAAAGUUUUUCCGAGGAAGUGGGCGAGUCUUGGCAUUUAUCUUUGUAGCUUCUGUCAUCUGGCUGCUCUUUGACAUGGCAGCUCUCCGCCUCUCAUUCAAUGAGAUCAACACUCGGGUCAUCAAGGAAGACAUUGUGAGGAGGGAGCGGAUAGGAUUCAGAGUUCAGCCAGACCAAGUGAAAAUUUUUUACAGCAGCUUAAAAGAGAUGAAACCUCCCCUAAGGGGACAUGGGAAAGGGGCACGGGGCAAAGAGAACUUUAGAAAAACUGAGGAGAGUGUGCUCAAGGUUGAGGUGGACUUGGACCAAACCCAGAGGGAAAGAAAAAUGCAGAAUGCCCUGGGAAGGGGCAAGGUUGUACCGUUGUGGCAUCCUGCACAUCUGCAGACCCUCCCUGUGCCUCCUAACAAGCAGAAGACAGAAGGGAGAGGCACCAACCCUGAAGCCUCCUCUCACCAGGGGACACCAAAGCAAAUGACAGCUCAGGGGGCUCCAAAAACCUCAUUCAUAGCAGCAAAAGAAACUCCAUUAGUCAAAAUAUCAGCACACAUGGGACGUGUCAGUUUAAAACAGGAGCCCCUGAAGAGUCAUAGUCCCAGCAGUGACAUAUCAAAACUAGCAGCUGAAAGGGACUUGAAUGUGACCAUCAGUCUUAGUACUGACAGACCAAAGAAGCGAUCACAGGCAGUAGCAAAAGAGAGGGCACACCCUGCCAGCACAGCAGAGCCGAAGUCUGGGGAAGUCAUGGCCUUAAACAAAACUAAGUCUCAGAGCAAAGAAGUCAAUGCAAAUAAACACAAGGCCAAUACGAGUCUUCCUUUUCUUAAGUUCAUUGUCAAUUCAAAUCGCUUAAGGAAGCAAUUUAUUAAUGAGACACAUUUGGGAAGUCUGUCAAAGGAUGAUGGAGCUAGAGGGGCUCAUGGGAAGAAACUCAAUUUCUCUGAAAGCCAUGUUGUGAUUAUAACCAAAGAAGAAGAGCAAAAGGCAGACCCCAAGGAGGUCUCCAAUUCUAAAACCAAAACUGUAUUUCCUAAAGUAUUGGGUAAAAGCCAAGGUAAACACAUUUCCAGGAAUAGAAGUGAAAUGUCUUUCUCUUCACUUGCUCCACAUAGAGUACCACUGUCCCAAACUAACCAUGCUUUAGCUGGAGGGCUAAAGCCAGCAAAAAUCAACAUAACUGCCAAAGCCCCCUUUACAGAAUACAACCAGAGUCAUACAAAAGCCCUUUUACCUGAAGACAGUGGAAUGCACCAGGUGUUAAGAAUUGAUGUGACGCUUUCUCCAAGGGACCCCAAAGCUCCAGGGCAGUUUGGGCGUCCUGUAGUUGUCCCCCAUGGAAAGGAGAAGGAGGCAGAAAGAAGAUGGAAAGAAGGGAACUUCAAUGUCUACCUUAGCGAUCUGAUCCCAGUGGAUAGAGCCAUUGAAGACACCAGACCUGCUGGAUGUACAGAGCAGCUAGUUCACAAUAACCUCCCAACCACCAGUGUCAUCAUGUGCUUUGUGGAUGAAGUGUGGUCCACUCUCCUGAGAUCUGUUCACAGUGUCCUCAAUCGCUCUCCUCCAUACCUCAUCAAGGAGAUUCUGCUGGUAGAUGACUUCAGCACCAAAGACUACCUAAAAGAUAAUUUGGAUAAAUACAUGUCCCAGUUUCCAAAAGUUCGGAUUCUUCAUCUCAAAGAGAGACACGGCUUAAUAAGGGCCAGGCUGGCAGGAGCACAGAAUGCAACAGGUGAUGUGUUGACAUUUUUAGAUUCUCACGUGGAAUGUAACGUUGGUUGGUUGGAACCUCUUCUGGAAAGAGUGUAUUUAAGUAGAAAGAAAGUGGCCUGUCCAGUAAUCGAAGUCAUCAAUGAUAAGGAUAUGAGUUACAUGACAGUGGACAACUUUCAAAGAGGCAUCUUUGUGUGGCCCAUGAACUUUGGUUGGAGAACAAUUCCUCCAGAUGUCAUUGCAAAAAACAGAAUUAAAGAAACUGAUGCAAUAAAGUGCCCUGUCAUGGCUGGUGGAUUAUUUUCUAUUGACAAAAGUUACUUUUUUGAACUUGGAACAUACGACCCUGGCCUUGAUGUUUGGGGUGGAGAAAAUAUGGAGCUCUCAUUCAAGGUGUGGAUGUGUGGUGGUGAAAUUGAGAUCAUUCCCUGCUCCCGAGUGGGCCAUAUAUUCAGAAAUGACAAUCCGUAUUCUUUCCCCAAAGACCGGAUGAAGACAGUAGAGCGGAACUUGGUGCGGGUUGCUGAGGUCUGGUUGGAUGAGUAUAAGGAGCUGUUCUAUGGCCAUGGAGACCACCUCAUCGACCAAGGGCUAGAUGUUGGCAACCUCACCCAGCAAAGGGAGCUGCGAAAGAAACUGAAGUGCAAAAGUUUCAAAUGGUACUUGGAGAAUGUCUUUCCUGACUUAAAGGCUCCCAUUGUGAGAGCCAGUGGUGUGCUUAUUAAUGUGGCUUUGGGUAAAUGCAUUUCCAUUGAAAACACUACAGUCAUUCUGGAAGAUUGUGAUGGGAGCAAAGAGCUUCAACAAUUUAAUUACACCUGGUUAAGACUUAUCAAAUGUGGAGAAUGGUGUAUAGCCCCCACCCCUGAUAAAGGAGGCGUAAGCCUGCACCCUUGUGAUAACAGAAACAAAGAGCUAAAAUGGCUGCAUAAAUCAACAUCAGUCUUUCAUCCAGAACUGGUGAAUCACAUUGUUUUUGAAAACAAUCAGCAAUUAUUAUGCUUGGAAGGUAAUUUUUCUCAAAAGAUCCUGAAAGUAGCUGUCUGUGACCCAGUGAAGCCAUAUCAAAAGUGGAAAUUUGAAAAAUAUUAUGAAGCCUGAAAUGGAAUUCAUGUUUUUAUAUAGUAAAUGCAUUAAAUACUGUGAAAAUAACACUGAACUUGUUAACUAUAUUUCUCAGCGGUAGUUUAAAUUUUCAAUUUUAAUAGAAUUUGAAUGGAAGAUUUUUUAUAAAUCACAAUAUUUGGAAUACCAAAAGAUAACUCAGGAAAACAGUCCAACAUUGGACUGAAAUCCUUCUUCAGAACUGGGUAGCCUUUUGAAUUGCCGGCUUUCCACCCUGUGCUAGAACUCAUCCUGCAAAUUUCCCUAUGAAGCUAACAAGUAACCGGAAAUGAAGACAGAAGGACUUGAGAAAGCUUGAGGGUAUUCCCAAUGACUGUGUUUGAUAAUAAUCAGCUCUUCUGGCCCACAAGUAGGAAUGAUCAACGAGAACUUAACUUAGUCCUUUAUUUGGAGAUUUUUUCAUCAAACAAAAAUUUCUUGAGUUCUUAUGGCUAGAAGACCUCGGAUGCCCACAGCUAUCACGUUUGUGAAAUCCCUCCAGACUACAUGCAUACUUACCUAACAGUUUGAAAUGGGAUUGAUCUACUGCCUGUAACCCUGCUUGAUGGCAGCAUUUUGAUCUAAAUUACAUAAUGGUUUUUCCCAAUCUGAAUCAGUGGAAAAAAAUUUAAGUGAGGAAGAAGAGGGCUUCAAAUGCUUAUUUAAUUCUAGGUAUGAACACUGUUUCAGCUCAUUUUGUGCUUUUAAAACUACAAUUUUAAAGAUUUAUUAUACCAAUAA